Messenger RNA from Pangasianodon hypophthalmus (striped catfish), 2411 nucleotides. RefSeq names its product dual specificity protein phosphatase 13. Gene Ontology annotation, biological process: protein dephosphorylation; negative regulation of MAPK cascade. Gene Ontology annotation, molecular function: protein tyrosine/serine/threonine phosphatase activity; MAP kinase phosphatase activity. Lineage: Eukaryota; Metazoa; Chordata; Actinopteri; Siluriformes; Pangasiidae. The transcript has 3 exons. Bases 159 to 716 code for a protein of 185 amino acids. Gene Ontology annotation, cellular component: cytoplasm. The record is from RefSeq and is a predicted model, not a curated record.
GCAAUACUGAAGCCCUAAAUGUGGACACAGUGAUCUCCACCUGCUCUUUCUAAUCACUGGCACAACACACACACACACACACCUCAGCAGCCAAGUGUUUCAGGACCACACACACACACACACACACACACACAUACACACACAUACACACACACAAAAUGGCAGCUGGAAGAAACAAGAGGAAGGAGUAUUUGUCAGUAAAGGACCUGGAGAAAGUUUUGGACUCCUGCACUCUGGAUCUGCACCAAAUAGAUGAAGUCUGGCCAAAUCUGUACAUCAGUAAUGUGAGAAUCGCUCAGAACAGGACGACGCUGCAGCGGCUCGGCAUCACACACAUCCUGAACGCCGCACACUCCAAACGCGGCAGCAUCGGGGACCAAAACUUCUACGGCACGAGCUUUGUUUACUGCGGGAUCCCAGCGGAAGACUCGUCUCAUUUCGACCUGGACGUUUACUUCAGACCUGCUGCAGAUUUCAUACACAAAGGCCUGAAAACUGCGGAUGGGAAGGUGCUGGUGCAUUGCAUUAUGGGUAUGAGCCGGUCGUCCUCAUUAGUGCUGGCGUACCUGAUGCUGUAUCACCACAUGUCUCUGCGCUCAGCCAUCCAGCGCCUCGUCCAGAAACGAGCCAUCUACCCCAACAGGAACUUCCUGGCUCUGCUGCUCGACCUCGACCUGCAGCUGAAGAGGAAACGCAAAACCUGCAUCCUGCUGUAAACAAACAAACAAACAAACAACACACUUGAGCUGGUCUACAUGGUAACAAGACACCAAGGAACGAGGAACCAGAGUAUGUGAUUAUUGCGGAGCAGUCACAUGGGAAAGCUGGGCCAAUCAAAUAAAAGCAUCAGAUAACUAAGACUGUGUUCCAGUACUGUUUUUAACGCGCCUUUGUCCACUUUCUUAACUUCAAGUUUGUUAAACAGCCACUUGAAAGCCGGCUCAAGUCCGAAGGCAUUGCCGUGUACUGCCAUUUCUGCAUGCUAGCUACUUAUCGAACGAGCUAGCAACAUGGAGAUCUCGAAGGACAUGGGUGCAGAAUGUGCUCCUGUUAAAGAAUCGGCCACACACUUCCAGUUUUUAAGGAGAAGUGGACGAGGGCGCGUUGAAAACAGUGUUAAAGGGCGAAGACGAACUGACAGAGUAGGUGAUAGCACUAUCUAAAUAAUUAACGUGAAGACAUCCCAUAAUUUACACCAAACAAAGUGCAAGAGUGGAACAGGAAACAUAAGAACAGGAAACAUUGACCAUAUAAGGAAAGGGUGAGGAACAUGGGACACAUGGCACACAGAGUAUGAUGGGUAAACUGGGACACAAUCAGGAUGGACAAAACUCUGAUACUGACUCGAAUAAGAACAGGAAACCGUGACCAUAUAAGGAAAGAGGUGGCGAAAGACAAAGGGGGAAAAACAGGACAGAUAAAUAACAACCAUAAGCGGGAACAGGGACAGAAUCAGGGCAGAUAUAACACUUAUGAUGAGAAGAAAACAGGAAAUGACCAUAUAAGGAAAGAGCAGAGGUGCAGAGAAUGUGAUGUGGCAACAAUCAGGGAGGAUGUGUUUGUAUUUUAUCAGUGUACGAUAAACAUAAAUACUGCUAUAGUUGAUCACAUCACAGUAUAGCGCGCACACACACACACACACACACACACACACACACUAAUAUCAACACCUCUUUGAUUCAUUAAUUUAUUACUGAACGUAACGUUACUCAGAGGACCAAUGAGUUAAAGGUCAUUUUUAGUUCACUAACAGAAGGUGUGUAAGUUAGAUAAAAAUGUCCUUUUUGUUUUGGAAACUAAUAAAUAAUAUAUAAUAUAUAAUAAUAAUAAAUAAUAAAGGGUAAAAUUAAAUUCUGUUUCCUUUCUCUUUACUGAAUUAAAGAAAAAGUUCUCUCAGAAAUGUAUCGUAUACUGUUGGCUGUAUAAGAGUAUCUCUGGGAUUUUAGUCCGAAUCUGUCAUGUUAAUAUUUUUUACAGACUGUGUGUGUGUACGAGGCUGGAAAAAUUAUUUUCCCUUCUAUAAACUGAGCAGUAGGAAUAACUCCAGGUAAUAUAAAUCCCGUCUGAAUGGACAUGUGGGUAAAGAUUGUGUUAAAUCCUGGGGGAAAAGAGGUUUAAAGAGGUUUUUCUUCGGUAUAAAGACGCUCCAGGAAGCGCUCGCUUCUCUUUUUCUCUUUUCUUACAUCUCCGAAACCAGAAGUUUAAAAAAAGGAGAACAAUAAAAUAUAGACAAGGUCAGAGAAGCGACGCUUCCGAGGGUUUAGUGAAGUUACUGAGUUCCUACAGACAUGUUAUGGUCAUUACUAACGUUACUGAACACACACAUGUCCGAAAAAUCUGAUCCUGUCUAAUCUAAUAGCGGUUAUGAAUAUGUAAAUUGGAGACGCCUGAAAGCUCCGCCCCUCCUCCUG